Messenger RNA from Drosophila guanche, 1683 nucleotides. RefSeq lists its product as uncharacterized. The record is from RefSeq and is a predicted model, not a curated record. NCBI's taxonomy places the organism in Eukaryota, Metazoa, Arthropoda, Insecta, Diptera, Drosophilidae. The coding region runs from base 1 to 1620 and encodes 539 amino acids. The transcript has a single exon.
AUGGAGCUAAACGUUUUUAUUAACUUUGUGGAGCCUGGGGGGGAAUCGGGCACUCUUCAGGCCUUAGACACGCCACAGAUGCAACUGGAACUGAAAUCCAAUGCAAGCAGCUAUCGACUGGCGGGAAAAAUUACCGAGAGAGCUCUGGUCGUGGUCUAUCUGGUGCAAUCACAGCUGGAUCCAGUGGUGGCUGAGCAGCUGACGCAGCUGCUGGGUGAGCUUCAUCAGCUUCAAAUUGUGUUCGUGUGCCGAGAGGAACCCACGUCGUGGCAGCAGCAGGAAAUCUUUACCUACUGCUACCAGAGUGGAUUUCUGCAGGUUUUACUGAUGCACCGGAGCUCGCUCUACACCUAUCAGCCAUAUCCCUCGAUCCAGGCUGUGGAACUCUUCAAUAUCUCGGAAUAUCUGGCAAGAGAACGUAAGAUUCGAAACUUUUACGGCUUUCCCAUACGCACAAUUAUCACGAACAUUUCACCGCGGGACUUUUUCUCUGUCGACCACAACAACCGACUGGUGCGGACGGGCUACCUGUACCACGGACUCAAGGAGUUCACGGUACGCUACAAUGCCACACUGGUGGAAGUGCCUCUGCCAAAAGGCGGUGUGAUUGACCGUUACGAGGGCGUUAUUGAACUUCUCUUUGCAAGGGAAAUCGACUUUGUGAGUUAUCCGAGGGAUCUCAUAUGGCCUGUGCAGUCCACGGUGCCGUUUUCGAUAUUGAAUGAAUACCUUCUGGUGCCACAUGCCCCACCCAUCGCCAGGUAUCUGUACUUUGCCAAGCCCUUCGGUUGGAGUCUCUGGUUAAUCCUGGUGGCCACAGUAUUUUAUGUGACGAUCAUGCUCUUCGCUGUCCGUUCGGGACGGCAAGGUCGCCAAAUGGGUGUCUGCUUUCUGCGCAGCUUGAGCCACUUUCUGUACAUCUCAAACCAUGAGACGCGCAUCUCAGUGUGGCAGGAUUUGCUGACGUAUCUGAUACUAACGUUAAGUGGAUUCAUUCUGACCAAUGUCUAUCUGGCCAUGCUCUCGAGCAUGCUAACCUCAGGACUGUACGAGCCACAGUACACCACCCUGGAGAGCCUGGCGAAGGCGCCCUAUCCCACCCUGCACGACGAUUACUAUUUAGCGACAUUUAGGACGAAAACAUUUCUGCCCGAGCCUGUGCUCAGGAACAGUCUUUCCACGGAUGUCCCCACGCUGGAAAAGUUGCGCAAUGGCCUCGAUAACCGAUAUAUGUAUUGCCUCUAUGAGGAUCGCAUGGAGCUGCUGUUCCGACAGCAGUACCUACUGAAGACUCCUCGCUCCAAAGUUAUCCGCCAGAGCAUUGGGGCUGCCCUCGAGUCCUAUGUGGUAUCCAAUAGAUUGCCCUAUCUGAGAGUGUUCAACGAAUACGCGAGGAGAAUCCAGGAGCAUGGCAUUCUGGACAAGAUGAAGAUGGACACCUGGCGAAUUAUGAUUAAGACUGGAUUGCUCACUCUGAUGCGGGAUGAGGAGCCCGCGUCCCAGGCCUAUGACUUGGAGUUUUAUUUCAUUGCAUUUUUCCUGUGGGCCGCUGGCUUGACCCUCUCCGUGCUGGUCUUUGUCUUGGAAUUGGUCAAGCAGCGCCACCACAAUAGGUCUUAAUUCGUAUCAAAUUAUGUGUCCAAUUGCUUUGCCCUGCCAUCAUUUUAACUAUGAAUUAAUCUA